AACUUAGGGGAUCAACUAUGGCGCCGCAAGCGACGGUGGCGCUCACGCCGAUCCUGAAGAAGCUGGUGCCUCUCUGCUUCGUGACGGGCGCAGCUAUGGAGUUGUUCAUGGUCAAGACCGGCUUCUACGAUAUUGUGACGGUGACCGAGGCGGAGCGUCGCCAACAGCGCGACGAAGAGCGCCGAGAGUACAUGGAGACCAGAUCUAGAGCCGCUCGAGACGAGUGAGCGCGGCAGAGACUUAUAGACGUCACUGUUUCCUGUUUUGUUUGCCCUGUCGGGCUUCUGCUACCAGUCGCAGCAACACUGCUCUGUUCUCACUGCUUUCCUCCUCUCUGUGUUAACAUCGACCUCAGCUCCAACUACGCUUUGGGCGCGACGCGUUGAAGUACCAGCUCCAGCUUGGGCACGCGGUAGCCGCCGCGGUCCUUGGGGCGGUUCAGCGCAUAUCGCGUCGAGAUUUUGGUCGUGAUGGCGUUGUUCUGGAUGCGCAGGAUCUCGGCCGCCUGCACAGCCGUCGUGAUCGCCGCCUCAGACGCUUGCAGUCGAACAGUCUCUUGCUUCUGUACCAUGAACUUGGAGUUGAUGAUGUUGGCGUAGAAUACUGCGGACAUCAACACAGUUAGCUCUAGUUCUUUCAAUACAUACAGAGCUAGACGCCGUACCUGCUGGCUUCCGCGUCGAGACUGUGACUAAAUCGUCUGUGUAUCGUGCGAGACGUGGUCCUGCGAAUAUCUUGUCGAGCGGCUGGAGCUCGAG
Molecule: messenger RNA, 758 nt
Organism: Phytophthora nicotianae INRA-310
Lineage: Eukaryota; Oomycota; Peronosporomycetes; Peronosporales; Peronosporaceae
Exons: 2
Coding region: 18-227 (69 amino acids)
Source: RefSeq, a predicted model, not a curated record